This is a messenger RNA of Exaiptasia diaphana, 1095 nucleotides long. Its product is annotated as vegetative cell wall protein gp1. NCBI's taxonomy places the organism in Eukaryota, Metazoa, Cnidaria, Anthozoa, Actiniaria, Aiptasiidae. The transcript has 3 exons. The record is from RefSeq and is a predicted model, not a curated record. Bases 82 to 642 code for a protein of 186 amino acids.
GAAUUAAUAUCAGAAAAGUUGAAACCGCAUUGAACAGUUUGAAGAGCAACUCUACAAGAACAAAAAGGCGUGCAAGAUACAAUGCGUYUCACAGUGUUAGCAUGUCUUUUCGUCAUUGCCUAUGGCAAACCAAACACAGGCUUACAGAAACGUAGUGCCAACCCAUGYGGGAUGAGUUGUCCAAUGUCAUGCGCUCCUGCAUGUACUACAUWUUGCUGUUCACCACCACCACCACCRCCGCCUCCUCCACCACCAGUUAUGUGCUGYCCACCACCGCCACCCCCGCCAUGCCCGACACCAUGUCCAAUUCCAGGGCCACCAGGGCCACCUGGAUGCAUGGGACCACCAGGACCUCCUGGAUGCACUGGACUAACUGGAUGUCCAGGACCAAUUGGAUGUCCAGGACCAGUUGGACCAGUGGGACCUAUGGGACCACCGGGAUGCCCCGGUGCUCCUGCACCACCUGCACCUCAAUGUCCACCAAUCUGUAUUCACCACUGCAUGAAGAUUUGUCCAUUGCCAUGCUGUCGACCUGCUCCUCCUCCAGCACCAUGUCCCAUUCCAUGUCCCAUACCAUGUCCAGCUCCUCCUCCGGUGACCAUCUGUCCACAACCWUGUCCACCGCACAUGGGCAAAAAGUAGAGAUAUCAAUGACAAGAAAGAAAUGUUGUUGAGCAGUUCGAAGAUAUUAAGUAGAACAGCAAUAGUUUGUUAGUUUUAUUUAAGGAUUAUAACAGUAAAUAUAUAUAUCGUACACAUUGUACAUUGUACUACCAAGGGAAGUGAGAUAUAAGAGGAAGUUUAGCCUGAUACAAAAUGGAGCGAAGAUAUAAAACUCGUGAAAAAAUUAAGAAUUUGCGAAUAAAUCAAGUUAAACAGACACUCAAAUAAUUUAAAGUUAACGAAAUAAAAUACUUUUGUGCGAUUCUAUCAUUGUAUAACAUAUCUAUGAUUCAUAAUAUUAUAAAUUUCAAUCUAUGAUGAAYUUAAGGAACUUUUCUCUUAUGCAACACUUUCUCUUAUAAUCAAUCGUUGAUGUAUGACUACAUAUGUGAAAUUGUAACAAAAGUUAAAAUAAAAUCAUAGAUAAACGUU